Messenger RNA from Sinocyclocheilus grahami, 340 nucleotides. Its product is annotated as 28S ribosomal protein S14, mitochondrial-like. The annotation marks the transcript as partial. Gene Ontology annotation, molecular function: structural constituent of ribosome. NCBI's taxonomy places the organism in Eukaryota, Metazoa, Chordata, Actinopteri, Cypriniformes, Cyprinidae. The record is from RefSeq and is a predicted model, not a curated record. Gene Ontology annotation, cellular component: mitochondrial small ribosomal subunit; ribosome. The transcript is spliced from 3 exons. Gene Ontology annotation, biological process: translation.
UCAAAGCCACCAUCGAGGUUGGUGCUGGAUCAAUAUGGCGGCGAUGAAGCUCGUCGCCACCGGGAUGGGGUUUCUGCAGUCGUCCUUGCCGUUUUGUAGACAGGCCUGCAGAAGUUCACUUGGAGUGGUGGAGCAGGUCAGGAGCUACUAUGUUGACUGGAGAAUGGUACGGGAUGUGAAAAGGAGACAAAUGGCAUUUGAAUAUGCAGAUACAAGACUGCGCAUCAAUGCCAUUAGGAAGAAUACUGUUUUGCCAAAAGAGCUACAGGAGAUAGCUGAUAAAGAGAUAGCCACACUGCCUCGAGACAGUUGUCCCGUGCGCAUUCGCAACAGGUGUGUG